This is a messenger RNA of Didymella exigua CBS 183.55, 2322 nucleotides long. RefSeq lists its product as uncharacterized. Bases 1 to 2322 code for a protein of 773 amino acids. The transcript is spliced from 3 exons. Gene Ontology annotation, biological process: regulation of transcription by RNA polymerase II. Lineage: Eukaryota; Fungi; Ascomycota; Dothideomycetes; Pleosporales; Didymellaceae. The record is from RefSeq and is a predicted model, not a curated record. Gene Ontology annotation, molecular function: DNA-binding transcription factor activity, RNA polymerase II-specific; RNA polymerase II cis-regulatory region sequence-specific DNA binding.
AUGCAUAAAAGCGGCGGACGCUUUUCCAAGGAGGUGGUGCGAAUGCUCAAAAACUGGCUUAAUACUCACAAAGCGCGACCGUAUCCUACAAACGAAGAGAUGGAACUGUUGCAGCGACGGACUGGAUUGAACAAGACUCAAAUAUCGAAUUGGUUUGCCAAUGCUCGAAGGCGUGGCAAGCUACCACGAGCACCUUCGUCGCACUCAUCAACAAAUGCCUCAAAUAAGCCAGUCGACAUCGCUCCAAGACCUGACACGCCAGCUCCGAGACGAGAGAUGCGCUACCUGAACCCGAUGGAAAGAUGGCAGUCUUCGCCACCGGAACACGAGCCGGCUGCAGCUUCAGAUAUCACACGGGCUCUUGAGUCGAAUGAGGGAGUAUCUUUGCUCAAUGACGGUCAAUACUCAUUCGAUUACAGAGACAAUGCUGCGCAAUCCUGGUACAACACAUCCUCAGCAAGCAGUGCUGCCACUUCGGUAUCUAGCGAUGUCUCCGGGGCUUCCAAACGCUCUAUGCCAUCGAGGCCUACGGAACCUGUAGCUUCCUCUCGCCCGCUCCGCAAGCGACGAAUCAAUAAACAGCGUGCACGCGUUCAACGAACGUCUCUGAUAGGGUCUUUGCUGCCGUAUCAGUGUACCUUCUGCACCGAGGAUUUCAAAACUAAGCACGAUUGGCAGCGUCAUGAGAAGUCUCUGCAUCUCCCGAUUGAGCAGUGGGUCUGCACUUUGCAUGGCCCCGAAGCUUUGAAACUCGACACUGGACGCAUGUGCUGUGUGUUUUGCGGAGAACCCGAGCCAGAUGAGGCACAUCUAGCGACCCACAACUAUCAGCCAUGUCGCGAGCGAACACUUGAGGAGCGCACGUUCAACCGAAAAGAUCACCUGAAUCAACAUCUGCAGCUCGUACAUAAUAUGCGGUUCGAUAAGUGGUCAAUGAGUUCGUGGAAAGUGCCGAUGUCCAACAUUACAACGAGAUGCGGUUUCUGUGGACACAAGAUGGAUACAUGGGAAGAGCGGGUCGACCACCUUGCAGCUCAUUACAAAGAAGGCAUAACCAUGGCAUGCUGGCAGGGUGAUUGGGGCUUAGACGACCGGCACCUGGGGUUACUCGAGAACGCCAUUCCGCCAUGUGAGUGCCCUUCAGAUCAGUCUCUUCGCCAUGCUGACAGCUCGACUACAGAUCUGAUUGACCUUGAGCGAAGCACACCAGCUCCGUUUGUUGCGAGCCAAACUCCGUACGGAUCUCCCACGACUGCCUAUGAGCUGAUCAAGAUCGAACUCGAUCACUCCAUGCAAACACACUUCGAUCUUUCUGGCAGAAUGCCGGGUAACCCUAGUAUGCAGCUCGAGGCUUGUCGGAUCAUCUUUGCCUCGGAAGUUACGUCUACAAAGCACGAUGUGCCACCAGCAUCUUGGUUGCGCGACCUGAUCAUGGCUUGCCAACCAAUUACAAACGAAGCAAAGUUCGGGCCGCUGAGACUGCGGAACGAGUGCAGAUUUUCAGCUCUCAAGAUCAACGGUCAAGAUAACAUCUUCGAGCUUUGCCCACUUGAGGCUCAGCUUUGGACGUUUGUUAAGACCAAGGAGGCAAACGAUGUUGCAGUAACAGACGAGAAUAUCCAAGAGGAGGCAAGCAAGAUCGUCGCUCACAUGGAGCAGAUUUCUAACACGCCAUCUGACGUUUUUGCGAAUUGGCUGAUCAAGCUCAUACAUGAAGACACAAGAUGGCUUCAGCGUUUCAGGGUGCGUGCCUGCUCCGCUCAGUGCGGGCCAGCACCUGGCCUAGAACCACAGCUCUCAGGGCUUAGCUUCGCAUACACUUCCGCUCCGAUAGAGCGACCUCUCCCGUUACGAAUGGAAACCAAUAUCAUAGGGCUGGAGCGCUUGAAUUCAUCGCAGAUGGAGACCUUUCCUCCUCCUACUGAAACGGAAGCACCCGAUUUACACGUAAGCCCAGGAACCUACCAGCUAGCAAAGGGACUGAACACACCGAAGGAUGAGGCCAACUUAUUUCCGCCAAUUCGAUCCAGGACGUUCAUCAACAGUGCAAACUUCUUCUCGUGGCUUGUCCGCGACCUUGCUCGGUGGGUGGCAGCAACGAUGUCACCAAACAACCCCAACUGUCACGUCCCGACCGACGAGGAACUCCAGCACCAAGCCAGGUGUAUCGUGUACGACGACGAUGAUCCUUGGAACCAGACUUCUGCAGACAACGCGCAAUGGCUGCGACAGUUCAAGCGCGACGUUGGCAUUCUUGACGAGCCUAACGACCCUAAUGAAUCGAAUCUGAGCGGCUUGUACAACAUGAGGAACGCGCUUUAG